Molecule: messenger RNA, 351 nt
Organism: Exophiala bonariae
Lineage: Eukaryota; Fungi; Ascomycota; Eurotiomycetes; Chaetothyriales; Herpotrichiellaceae
Exons: 1
Coding region: 1-351 (116 amino acids)
Source: RefSeq, a predicted model, not a curated record
AUGUUUAAAUACAGCACAGAGAUUGAAGAAGCGUACGCGUUAUCGAACGACCCACCAGAGCGUACGGUGGCAGAAGUAACGCUGAUUAAGAAAAUUAUCGAGCUCUACAUCGCAGCGUUCAAAUAUGGAGACUCCGAAACGGUCAGCAAGCUCCGUCAUCCACAAUAUAAGCAACAUAAUCCAGAUGUUUGGGAUAGACUGCAGGGAUUGGUCGGAUUUGCCACCAUGCAGCAGUUAGCUGCCCAGAACAGUGGUCAAGCGCAGCCACCAGCUUUCAAAUACAAGAGAUUCCUUAGAGACGGUGACUUUCUGACUAUUCACAUGCACGUCGUCCGAUGGCCUGGGGAUUGA